Closterium sp. NIES-65 is the source of this 549-nucleotide messenger RNA. NCBI's taxonomy places the organism in Eukaryota, Viridiplantae, Streptophyta, Zygnematophyceae, Desmidiales, Closteriaceae. The record is from the annotation of a GenBank genome assembly.
AUGGACCUGGACGUGGACGUGGACGUGGACUUGGACGUGGACGUGGACGUGGACGUGGACGUGGACAUGGACGUGGACGUGGACGUGGACGUGGACGUGGACGUGGACGUGGACGUGUACGUGGACGUGGACAUGGACGUGGACGUGGACAUGUACGUGAACAUGGACGUGGACGUGGACGUGGACGUGGACGUGGACGUGGACGUGGACAUGGGCGUGGACGUGGACGCGGACGUGGACGUGGACGUGGACGUGGUCGUGGACGUGGACGUGGACAUGGACGUGGACGUGGACGUGGAGAUGGGCGUGGACGUGGACGUGGACGUGGACGUGGUCGUGGACGUGGAUGUGGACGUGGACGUGGACGUGGACAUGGGCGUGGACAUGGACGUGGACGUGGACGUGGACGUGGUCGUGGACGUGGAUGUGGACGUGGACGUGGACGUGGACAUGGACAUGGACGUGGACGUGGACAUGGACGUGGACGUGGACGUGGACUUGGACGUGGACAUGGACGUGGACGUGGACGUGGACAUGGACCAUGCUUGA